UAGUACACUUCCUGUUGCAAUGUCAGCCGCCAAUAAACAAGAAAGAAGAAGAAAAAUAUCGGGAGCAGCACGUGUGCAGCCCGACUUCUGCGUUUUCAAAGCUUUUGCUUUUAAGAUUUUUUUUUUGUGGUAGAAUGGAAGAAGAGUUGACGGGCAAUUACCGGGAAGCGUGUCCGCAGUGUGGGUCUGUGGACUGGGGAGUGUCAGACGAGCAGCGGUUUUUCUGCAGGUCUUGUCAUAACGUCAUCGAGCGAACCUAUGAACUGGAGUCGGUCCCGUACACGCCGGGAUGGUCGCAGAUCACCACCAUCAGCCGAGGGAUCCGAAGAAAGAAGCAAGAGGGAAGGCGCCUGUGGGUGGAGUGUGAAGGCUUCCAGUUCAUUCUAAUUAAGCAAGCGGCCGCCCUGCUCGAGCUGGGCGUUGCCCCAAGUUUUAAGGACGAUGUGUUGCGGCCGCUGUGGCAGCGCUUCUUGCAGAUGAGCAACCAGGCGUACACGAACACCCCAGUCAGGAGCACCAAGUUCAAAAUGCAAGCUAUUGAUUCGGAUGUGGCCAGUGGCACUGAGUCGUCCUUCCUGUCCACUAGCGAGAUGGACAGUGAGACGUACGCGCCCAGCGCGUCCGCGUCGCAACCAGACAGCUGUAGUGAUUGGUCUGAUGGCUCUCAUGGCAGCUCUGCCACCUUAAGGACUCGCCACAAGUCACGCUGCAGACCCAUGAGGAUGACCAAAACGCUGGCACUGAUCCACUUGGCCCUGGUGUGGAGUCGCCAAGCGCUGACUCUUGGCGAUCUGCUCAGGUUGGUGAGCGACGGACAUGUCCCGUAUAUUACUGCCUACCAGGACCUCCCUGAGGAGAUGAAGCUGAACGGCCCAAAGGCAAUGAUCUUCACUGUGCAGACGGUCCCAACCCACCGUGCGCUGCACAAGGAGGCCCAGACGCUUAUUCGCUUCCUGCAACUUCCCGCUUUUCCUCCAAUCCGCCACCAGGACCCACUACAUCCGAAAAUGCUCAGCCUGCGCUAUCUGGCUGACGCCAACCUUCCCGCAGAUGAGCUCUACCCGUGGGUGUGCAUGCUGAUGGAGCGCAGUAGCCUGGCAGACCCAGAGCGCAAAACCUUGGAAGCCUCCAGUCGCCGCACGCUGCCGCAGUACGACGUGCAGGCCGCCGCUCUCAUCAUCGUCGCCAUGAAGCUCCUCUUUGGCCUGGACGACCGCACAGAAUGGUAUUUGUCAAAUGCCACCGGUGAUCUGGUUACUGAAGAAUGUACGUCACAUGACCAGCCGUCACAGACAGGAAGCCCAUUCAGUCUGAGAAGGUGGUACCGUCUUCUGCACGUCGCCAUGACCCGAGCGCAGCAGAGACAAGAGCGUGUUACAGCCAGAAAGCAGUGGAAGGGCAUGCCGCUUUACUCAAACAGGAAGGUCAAAUCUGCAGUUUUGAAAAAACAAAGAGUCGCCGAGACGCUGAAGUCGUGUUUGGAGAAAUUGUCAUCUUGCACGGCAGACGCACCCCCAGCGGCGCCGUCGUCUUUCACGUUCUGCUGGGGGGAAGAGGACGGCGCUGACGGUCCAAGUCUGCGUGACAAGAACCUCAAUGCCGUGGUCACCCUGAAACAGGAAGUCCUGAGCCCCGUCAACACUGCGUACUGGCACAUUCCGCUCAAUGUCUGCGACUCCCGCAACUGCAAUGGUCACUUUGCGGAGACGGAGGCCACACUGCCGCGGUCCUUCCUUUGGUUGCUCCAGCUCUUCAGCUUCAUCUUGCAAGUCAAACCUGCCCAGCUGCACCAGGAAGUGCUGAACUUAGAGAGGUGUGUCCUCAAGAGGACUGUGGGGAAAGGCAACCUUGACCAGAAAUGCGCGUGCGGGCGACGGCGGCGCGCAGCGUGCUGACGCGCACGCGCUCGCGGGUUCACGGGGUUCAUGGAGUUUACUGUGACACCGCUGACUCCUUGGCCCCGCCUCUCGACUGUGGCCGACCAAUGGUUUUCCGACCUGACAGUGACCACGCCUCUCUCUGACCCCUAUUGGCCAUGGCUUGCUACACCUUUGCUGCUGAUUGGCCGCCGCUCAUAUUUUUUUUUUCCCCCUCAACCCGCCUCUCCCCGCUCCCUCUUCCUGUUUUUUUUUUUUUUUUUUUCCCUCUCUAUGUGGCUCCUCAGCUGAACCGAGCCCGGCCGGCGGUUCCCGAGCGAGCAGCUUCUUUUCCCCGUCUCGCCAUGCUGCUCUCCCGCCAGGUGGACUUGGAGGCGGCCGAGGCGCUCGUCAGCAUGAGCUUCUGGGGUCAAAGUUCACCGUUGGCCCGCCCGCUGACGCCCACCUCAGACUCGUGUGACUCCACUCCCCCGCACUCGGAGGGCGGAGCCUCGGCCA
Molecule: messenger RNA, 2375 nt
Organism: Syngnathoides biaculeatus (alligator pipefish)
Lineage: Eukaryota; Metazoa; Chordata; Actinopteri; Syngnathiformes; Syngnathidae
Gene: taf1b
Product: TATA box binding protein (Tbp)-associated factor, RNA polymerase I, B
Exons: 16
Coding region: 135-1895 (586 amino acids)
Biological process (GO): RNA polymerase I preinitiation complex assembly; nucleolar large rRNA transcription by RNA polymerase I
Cellular component (GO): RNA polymerase I core factor complex; RNA polymerase transcription factor SL1 complex
Molecular function (GO): RNA polymerase I core promoter sequence-specific DNA binding
Source: RefSeq, a predicted model, not a curated record